GGUGAACAACUACCCAACAUGUCUGCUAUUUCUAGAUUGGAUGGAAAAGUCGCAUUAAUUACAGGGGCCAGUUCUGGUAUUGGGGCAGGGACAGCCAUUUUGUUUUGUAAACUUGGUGCAGAGGUAGCCAUCACCGGCAGAGAUGUGGACAAUUUGAACAAAACAGCUGCCGAGUGUGAAAAUGAAAAUGAAAAAAAACCGUUUACUCUUAGCGGUGAUUUGACAAAGGAAGAUUUUGUGAAGAGACUUGUGGAAGAAACAGUAAAGCAUUAUGGAAAAUUGGACAUCCUGGUCAAUAAUGCGGGAAUAUGGAGACCUGGAAGUAUUGAAACAACACUGGAGCAAUUUGAUGAAAUCAUGAACACUAACGUCAGAGCGAUAUAUCAUCUGACUAUGCUUGCAGUUCCUCAUCUGGUCCAAACAAAGGGAAACAUUGUUAACGUAUCAAGUGCUGUGUCCUUUAGAUCAAUUGAAGGAAUGUUGCCAUACUGUAUGUCCAAGAGUGCCAUAGAUCAGUUUACUAAAUGUACUGCGAUAGAGUUGUCCCCAAAGCAGGUCAGGGUAAACAGUGUAAACCCUGGUUUGCUUGCCACUGCUAUAUUCAAGAGAAGUGGAUUGGAUGAAGAAUCCUGUCAGAUGAUUCUGGAAAGUGCCAAAAUAACGCAUGCGCUAGGACGACUUGCCCACGUGGAGGAAGUGGCCAAUGGGAUAGCUUUCCUGGCAUCUGACAGUGCUUCCUAUAUUACCGGUGUGCAGUUUCUUGUAGAUGGAGGUUUUCAUAUCAAUCAAUCACAAUAGAUAGAUAUUAAUAAAGGAAUAACAUAUUGUCGAAGACACUUAGACAUGAAAAAUAACGAUGAAUAUGUAUUAUGUAUUUUGAACUCUCUACAUGAGUAAUUUUGUAUUUCUGGAUCAAUAUAUAAUACUAACGAAUUUCGUAAACAUGUAUAACAGUUCACAGAUUUUGAAUACUUGUAUUAAACGUGAAAUAUAAUAAAGAGGUUUGCAAAUUC
Messenger RNA from Ostrea edulis (European flat oyster), 1013 nucleotides. Its product is annotated as 3-oxoacyl-[acyl-carrier-protein] reductase FabG-like. NCBI's taxonomy places the organism in Eukaryota, Metazoa, Mollusca, Bivalvia, Ostreida, Ostreidae. The transcript is spliced from 9 exons. Gene Ontology annotation, molecular function: oxidoreductase activity. The record is from RefSeq and is a predicted model, not a curated record. The coding region runs from base 19 to 798 and encodes 259 amino acids.